AUUUUUUUAGGGCGUUGAAAAAAGUGGCGCAUAAUUCAGUAUAGGGAAGAGGGGUAGAUUUCUUCUCUCAUUAUUCCUAGGGAUUGUUUGAUUUCCCCAAUCUGUUGGUCAUUUUCAUUUUCCCCAUGAAAAUGGCUUCCCUUAGUUUUCAAACAUUCAUCACUACUCCACUAUCUUCCCCAUCUUUCACUACUUUAAAGCUUCGUACUCAAAUUUAUCUUCCUUUCUACUCAAUCCGAGCUUCGUCAGCUCCUUCUCCAUCAUUGCAUUCAAAUCCCCAAGUUGUCGUUACUAGAGAACGAGGCAAGAACAACAAACUCAUCAAUGCUUUGGCAAAACAUGGCAUUAAUUGCUUGGAAUUUCCUCUUAUUGAGCACUCACAAGGACCUGACUUGGACAAACUUCACUCAACUUUACGUGAAACUAAAUUUGAUUGGAUAGUAAUUACGUCUCCUGAGGCAGGGUUGGUUUUUCUUGAAGCAUGGAGGGCAGCUGGAUCACCCUUUGUUAAAGUUGGAGUAGUCGGUACAGGUACAGCAAGUGUGUUUAAGUUGGUGCAGUCAUCAAAUUGCCUUCAAGUGGCAUUUUCCCCAUCAAAAGCAACUGGUAAGGUUCUGGCAUCUGAACUUCCAAAGCACGGAGAUGGAAAAUGUAGGGUCCUAUACCCUGCAUCCGUGAAGGCUAGCAGCGAGAUUGAGGAGGGCCUUUCAAGACGGGGAUUUGAUGUGACCAGAUUAAAUACAUAUACAACGGUGGCUGUUCAACAUGUUGAUCCUCUGCUCUUGGAAAAAGCUCUUACUACUCCUGUUAUUGCAGUUGCUUCCCCUUCUGCUAUUCGAGCUUGGAUGAAAGUUAUACCUUCUGCGGAGCAGUGGAAUAAUGCAGUUGCUUGUAUUGGUGAAACUACUGGUUUGGCUGCGAAAAGUUUAGGCCUGCAAAAUGUCUACUAUCCCCUGAACCCUGGACUUGAAGGAUGGGUUGACAGUAUUCUAGAUGCCCUAAAAUCACAGGAUCAGGCGCAAAACAUCUUGAAUGGUUGAAACCAGAUAUUCUAUACCCUCUGCUGGUCUCAGGGGUUUGCCACUUGUCGGUUAUAGCCUGCUGAUCUAAAUGACAAAGCUUCUACAAUGGCAUUGGUGCAUCAUGUUUUUAGUCUGCGUAUGGCUGUAUCCAGCUACCAGCUAGCCCGAGAGGGUGGUCUAAACUCGGACCUCAUCAAGGAUUCUAUACCUAUAGCUUAGGCCGAUUCAAGAGAUUCACUUGUAAAAGAAUAAUCUUCUUCUUAAUUCGCUCAAAAACAUCUUUAUGUAAUUUCACCAUGGUUGUGUGCUCCUUUAACAUGUCGUCAUCAUCAUCAAUCAAAUAUUCCGCUCGAAAACGGGGUCUGGGUGAGGGAAGGUAACAGGCAAUCUAAACCCGUACUCCCUUGAGAGAGAGUACUAGAGGAAAGCGGUCAAUUUUAACCCUAGAAGGUGAGAAUCCUGCAUAGAGACUAGAGAGGAAUGUGAUUAACACUAUUGCUGAAGAUCAAAAACUACCUGCAGAAGAACCACAAUAGCCAAAAUAAGGGUUGGGAUAAAAUGCAACACUCUAAGAUUUUAAUGACAUAAUUAUUUAAUAUUUUAAUAACUUUUGGGGAUUUUAUAAUUAUAUUAAAUUAUUUUUGAAUUAGUUAUAAUAAAUUUCUUUCAUAUACGAAUUUAAAUAUUAACAUAUAUUUAUAUUAAAAAAUUAUGAUUUCUAAAAUAAAAAGGUUCAAAUUAAAAUUAUUAUUUUAUUAAAAUAUGUAAGCACAAAAAAGUGAGUUUGGUAAUUGGGUUUUGUAAAAAAAUAAAUCUAAGUAAAUAAAUAAAUAAAUAGGCAAAUAAAUAAAAUAAAAAAGGAUGGUUAGGAUUUUAAGAGAGAUACCCCUUCCUCACACUCAAAAAAACCCACGGCACCCCUUCCUUCUACCCUCUUUCUUCCUCUUCUCCCUGUGAAGCCUCCCCUCCUUCACUUUAGCAGCCACGGUCGAGCCCCCCACGAGCAGCCUGCACCGCUAGCUACACCUCCUCCCCCGCAGCCGACAGUAGCCACCAACAGCAGGUGGUGACUCCCUGCAGCCGCCAGCAAACAGCAACAGGGACAGCCGGUUUUGGCCUUCCUUCCAACCGGUUUUGGGCCCUGUGCCACCACUACCACCACCUUCAUUUAACUCUUCACCCUCUUUCCUAGUUUCACCUUUUAGGAACAUCCUAGAUAGGUGUAAUAGGUAUUGGAGCUUCUUCUGCAUUGCAUUGGGGGAGAGUGAUGAGUGCGAAACAUAACACGAGUUAUGCAUUGGUCUUUUGACUUCGUAGCUCUUUUAUGUCUUUUAUAAACUUUAGAUCGUAUAUGUUUUUGGUAUGAGGUAUUGUGUCCUCUGUUGUAUUUUCAUAAUUCCGCUACGUAGUUUAUGGUUUUAUAUGUUUUUAAAGUGUUUUAUUUCGUUUUAAAACUCGAGCGUCAACACUGGAACCACGAUCCAUGCUUAUCAUGAUGAAUUGAGGAGUCGACGAUGAAUCAUUCCGUCGUGAUACGAGAUUUAAAAGGUGAUGAUGCCUUGGAUAAGUUUAGUUA
Messenger RNA from Amaranthus tricolor (Joseph's coat), 2598 nucleotides. Its product is annotated as uroporphyrinogen-III synthase, chloroplastic. The transcript has 10 exons. The record is from RefSeq and is a predicted model, not a curated record. Bases 126 to 1040 code for a protein of 304 amino acids. Gene Ontology annotation, cellular component: chloroplast. NCBI's taxonomy places the organism in Eukaryota, Viridiplantae, Streptophyta, Magnoliopsida, Caryophyllales, Amaranthaceae. Gene Ontology annotation, biological process: uroporphyrinogen III biosynthetic process. Gene Ontology annotation, molecular function: uroporphyrinogen-III synthase activity.